This is a messenger RNA of Lingula anatina, 3013 nucleotides long. RefSeq lists its product as uncharacterized. The record is from RefSeq and is a predicted model, not a curated record. Gene Ontology annotation, molecular function: RNA polymerase II cis-regulatory region sequence-specific DNA binding; DNA-binding transcription factor activity, RNA polymerase II-specific. Gene Ontology annotation, biological process: regulation of transcription by RNA polymerase II; anterior/posterior pattern specification. Lineage: Eukaryota; Metazoa; Brachiopoda; Lingulata; Lingulida; Lingulidae. Gene Ontology annotation, cellular component: nucleus.
GAUUGGAACUAGGCCGUAAUUGGCUGUCUAGGCAGUGUUUGUAUGCAAAUCAUUUGCCUUAGAGAUCUGAAACUCGGUGUGUUUAUAAUCGGAUAAGUUUGUGCUUAAGGUCCAGCUCUGUUCUGGCGACCACGUGGGGGUGAGAGUGAAGAACCAGAGAACAGGGGAGUUCAGCUCUCGUGGAAGGACGACACCAAACAAAACACUCGGAAGCUGUGAGCAAUGCUGUAGAACAAGCCAGGUGCACGCUUCGCAAACACCGAGAAUGAACUCUUUCUAUACCUCCCCGUUCUUGUCAACUCUCCAUGGUGAGUCCAUGCAGACAAGUAUGGCGUGUAACUAUGGGGGGAUCCCCUCGCGCUACGAGACCCCCGGGCCCGGGUCAGGGUACACGUUUCCUCAGAGCAUGCCCCAUGGACUGAGCUCUGCCUACCAGUGCAUGCCCACGGGGCAAUACGGACCCGGAGGGGGAGCCGGGGGCAGCGUGGGGUGCGGGUCAGGGCUUACAGAAGGGCUAGUUGCCCCCGGGAACCCAUUGAAUCUCACGUCGUGUUCGCGUGGCCAGCCAGGAGAGGUGAACGGGAACGAUCUACAGAACUACGCUUCGAAGGCCUGGGCUGCCUCGGCGGCGGAACAAAGAGCCGUCAGCGCAGCCUACCAAACUUCGGUCGGGACGGAAAACUCCGGUAUGAACUCGUGUUCCAUAUCUCCCAACGGAUAUUCAGCCACCCCAUUUUACCCGUGGAUGGGCAUUGUAGGUCCAAAUUCAGCUCAAAGGCGCCGGGGAAGACAGACAUACAGUAGAUUUCAAACUUUGGAACUUGAAAAAGAAUUCCAAUUCAACCAUUAUCUUACUCGGAAGCGGCGGAUAGAAGUUGCGCAUGCGCUCUGUCUGACUGAAAGACAAAUCAAAAUAUGGUUUCAAAACCGGCGGAUGAAGUUAAAGAAAGAACGGCAGCAAAUCAAAGAAAUAAACGAUACCCUGAAGAAGCCCAUUAUAAGCAGUAGCAGCAGUAACAAUAACAACAAUAGCAGUAGUAACAAUAAUAACAGUAAAUGUAAUUCUGGUACUACAGAUCUGAAUAAAGCCUCCAUUAAUGGCAACAGUUCGGACUCAAUAAAAGAGUGACAUCUAUAGGAGAUGAUGAUAAUCUUCACUACGGGCUCAGUAAGGACAUCGGUACAUGUAAAACAACUCUCCGUUUGAGAUUGAUUAUACGUGAGGACCAGACAGGGUAUAUGGACUGACUGUUUAUUUUAGAUGUAAAGAAAGUAACUUCGACAGGUGUCUUCCAAGUGUUUUCAGGUAAAGAGAUUAAGAUGUCUGAUCAAACUGUAAAUCGUCAGCUUUACCAAAGAAAUAACUUUGAUCUCAUUAACGGAAGUAGAUCUGUUGACGGUGGCGUAACUUUUUUAACAAGACAAAAUAAAACGCCCUUCAAAACGGAUCUCACGAUCAUCCCUAAGUGACUGUUCUUAGAAAACCAGUGCCGUGUAAACGCGACAGUGAAACACACCCCAAAACUUAGAAAUACCCAACGGAAUGCUAAGGAAUUCUGAAGCACUUUGUUAUACAGAAUACAGAAAGGCAAUCAUCUACGGGUUGGACUAACCGUCAUGUCUGUUACAUCACUUUGAAUGUGUAAUGAACUUGCAAUGCCCUGCAUGUCGUCUAGAUUAUGCUGUGGUAAUUUAAACCAUGACAGUGUGUGUCGAAAGGCAUUUUUGAAAACCAUAUUUAUUGUUGGAGAUUUUUAGUAUUUUUUUAAAGACAAACGUCUCAGAAAGUAUGACAAAGGAUCAGAGGGUAUGGUCCAAAAUAAUUAAUUGUAGUUUGUUUAUUAGUAUAAACAAUCGUUAAGUCUUGUUGCAUAUAUGUUGUGCUUGUGCCUUGCCAGGUUCUGUUAUAUCAAACAAAAGACAAUAUUUCAAAACUUUCUAAACUGAAAAAUUGCACGUCUUUUAAUUUGAGCAUCUAUGCAAAAGUGUUGGGCCGCGUUUUCAAAUAUGAAGAUCGACUUUAAUAUUGAAGAGAUGAUCAAAAGUGUUCUAUUGAAUUCGAUGAUUAAAAUUGAGUUUUUUUAGUAAAAUGUACAUUUCAGAACAGACUUCAAUUCAUAUUUCGGUUUUGUUUCUAACGGACGGGAACUGACAGCUGUAACUCGGAAAAACUUCAUCAGUUGCAAAGUUUUUCAUGAGUAAAUGAACAUCGUUAUGGUCAAAUUGUAUCAACUCCGAGUGUGUCGAAAAAACUUGCGUAAAAACGUGUAAAAACUUGAGCAUUUAAAUGUAUUAAAUAGUACAUCUUGAUCUGUUUUUAAUUAUCAGUGGGAUACAAUGUAGAUGCCUAUUUGACACACAUAGUUACACUUAUUUUGUGACAGGGUUUAAUAUCGUAAAAAUAGGUGUUAAAUGUUACGUUGAAAUUUAAGCUAUAUAUGUAAAUAAAGACCGGUGCAAGGAAAAGUCUUAAAGCAUGGGUAGCAAUUCUCGGCACACGGGGAGUAAUUUAUAGAAAAUGUAUAGAUAUGUAUAGUAAUUGUUAUUUUGACUAGUACUUGUAUGUUUCUAUGUUUGUCUGUGCCACUUACUGAUGCUUUUGCAACCACUGGACCUUGAUAGUUUUAUUUUUAUCAAUCAGUACAAACCAAACAUUUGAAAUAUAAGUGAUGCAGAUGAAAAUGUAGAGUAGAAAAUGUGCAGCACGUUUAUAUUAAUGUUUUGAACUGAAAACAUUGGUAAAUAUUUCGCCAAAACCGCGAACAUUUCGAAGGUCAACUGGUGACUAUUAAGAUGAUCAUUGUAUUUUUAUGGGUAACAUUUUCUUUCUUUAGUUGUGUACCCUGGCAGUUGUUUCCGCAUGUUUAGAUGACGUAUAUAUCACGUAAUAAUAUAAGUGUUUGUUUUCUUUAUAUAUGUAUGUAUGUAUGCUUUCCUCUAUGGGAAACAAUUUAGGGUAACGAUUUCUACAACCUUUGCACUCAGCAGACCAAUAAAACAGGGGAUAUUUUCU